AUGGUGGCCAACGGAGGAAGGCGAGGGGCCGCGGGGGGCUCGGGGCGCGCGGCGGCUCCAGGCGGGAGCGGCCGCGGCCGGGCCUGGGGCCGGGCGGCAGGGCUGGGGACGGGCGGGCCGAGCGCGAUCGGGGAGCCGGGGCGAGGGUCCCGGGCAGCUCGGAGGCUCGGGGAGGGUUCGGGGAAGGUUCGGGGAGGGCUCGGGGCAGCUCGGGUUCGACGCGCGCCGCUGCUGCCGCCGCCGCUGUGCCGAGGCCGCCGCGCCGUCCGGGCGUGCGCGCUGCGCUCUGGCGGGGAGCGCGCUGGGCGCCGCUUUUAUAGCUCGGCGGCGGACCGCGUUGAGAACAACAACAGCCUGGUCCGGGGCCAGCGCCGACUUGUGCUUCUUGGAGUCCCUUUCCCGGCCGCUGGCUGCCCGCACCGUGUCCCUACCGCGCCACCGCGCGCGCAGCCAUGCGCCCCGGACUCGGUCCGAGCUCGAGGCACCGCGCAGAGGCGGCCUGCGCCCCGGAUGCGCUCGGCAGAGGGGCCCGGAGAGGCCACCCAGGGGAGCAGGACCAGUGGCCCAGAGGCGACCGUGACUUCAUGACAAGGCCCAGCUCUGUCCCCGGGGAUGGCCACAGCGGGCCUCCUUCAUCUCCACCAGGAGGGGCCUCUUGGGGACACUCCCUGAGCCACAACGUGGUGACGUCAACCCCCCGCAGCCCCCAAGUAUUCGGGGUGUCGUAUUCUGGGAGGUGACUCCUUGUCAUCUCAUCUGCUACAA
This is a messenger RNA of Urocitellus parryii (Arctic ground squirrel), 765 nucleotides long. The record is from RefSeq and is a predicted model, not a curated record. Lineage: Eukaryota; Metazoa; Chordata; Mammalia; Rodentia; Sciuridae.